This is a messenger RNA of Trifolium pratense (red clover), 1284 nucleotides long. RefSeq lists its product as uncharacterized. The record is from RefSeq and is a predicted model, not a curated record. The coding region runs from base 13 to 561 and encodes 182 amino acids. The transcript has a single exon. NCBI's taxonomy places the organism in Eukaryota, Viridiplantae, Streptophyta, Magnoliopsida, Fabales, Fabaceae.
AAGAAAAGAAAAAUGAAAAAACUUUACCGGCGAAAAGGAACGGUUCAUCCAUCAUCGGACCAACUAUCCUUCCUUCCAGCAACAAUCCUCAUUCUCACCGUCGCUCUCUCACCGGCGGACAAAGAAAUCUUAGCUUACCUUAUUUCAUGCUCUUCUUCAUCUUUCAAUGGAAACUCUCGCCGAAAAAUCAAGGAUAUCGUCGAUGGUGACCAUCAACCUCUCUUUCAUUGUAGUUGCUUCCAUUGCUACAUGAGUUAUUGGAUUCGUUGGAACUCUUCGCCUAAUCAUAAACUCAUUCACAAAAUCAUUGAUGAUUUUGAAGAUUUUCUCUCUCAAACUGCAAAUAAAAGGAAGAAGAAAAACAAAAAAGGCUCCCACAACAGAAGAAGAUCAUCCGAUUCAAAUCGUUCUGAGUUGGAAUCGGUUGCGGAGAGUAAUAGUAGUAGUAAUAUUGAUUCAGUUGAAGUUGAAAAUGAAGAGAAAGUAGGGUCACUAAGAAAGCUUGUAAGUUUCAUUGGUGAAAGGAUUUGGUCAUUUUUUAUUAUUCAGUUAUUUUGUUGAUUUUGACGAGUAUAAUUUUUGUUUCCUGUUUCUACAUGAAUGAAUGAGUUCACAGUAAUGUGUACAAAAGGAAAUUGAAUCAGUUCACACUAUGGCAUAGACCUUUUUGCAGGAAAUUGUUAGAAGUCGAGAUUUUGCAGCAUUGGCAAUGGCAUAGACCUUUUGUCGGGAUGCCCCCUAAAAAGAAGACAAAUUCCAAUUCAUUUUUCUUGCAAUUUUGGAAGUAACAAUUGGGUCCACUAUUUUCGAAUUUUCAAUCUCUUAUCUCCAUGCUCUAAGUCAGUCACGGUAUGCUUGUGAAUAUUUAUGACUAGUUCCAUGUUUGACUAGUUCCCCAAUCUUUGAUUUGGAUAUAGUGUUAGAUUUUCUUCAAAAUGGGGAGUUCUUUAUAAUUUAAUUUAAGUAUGGGUCAUGCUAAGUGGUGUGGUUAAGGAAGUAAAAAAAAAAUUAUAUUGAAAAGACUACUUUCAAUUUAUAUGGGCCAAAUGCAAUUAUAAUUACGAUAUGACACUUGUUAGUUUGAUAUAACUUGUGGACAUUUACUUUUGUCAUCCUACUUCAUUUCUCACACGCCUACAAAUUUACUAAUGAUAAAAUGGGAAAGACGUAGGGCGCGCGACUAACUGGUUGGUGACAAAAGUAAAUUUCUAACUUGUGUGCAAUAUAAAUAAGAGCCCAACAAAGACUAAUCCACUCCAACACAAUUUGUGAAACUUGAAAAGA